Brachypodium distachyon (stiff brome) is the source of this 1558-nucleotide messenger RNA. Its product is annotated as 24-methylenesterol C-methyltransferase 2. Lineage: Eukaryota; Viridiplantae; Streptophyta; Magnoliopsida; Poales; Poaceae. The transcript has a single exon. The record is from RefSeq and is a predicted model, not a curated record. Gene Ontology annotation, molecular function: S-adenosylmethionine-dependent methyltransferase activity. Bases 214 to 1329 code for a protein of 371 amino acids. Gene Ontology annotation, biological process: steroid biosynthetic process.
GCCCGCCCGAGUCGAGCAGAAUCCAGAUCUGAAAACUGCAACGGUCUCCUCAUUCUCCUCCCCCGUUUCGAAUCCAGCUCGGCAUAAAUCUCUCUCCCAUUUACCACCUCAGACUCAGACCCAGAUCGCAAUCUCCUCCUCCCCCAAUCUCAUCUCGGCCCGCUUUCUCCUCGCGAGUCAAACUCUCCUCCUCUUCCCCCUAGAUCAGGGGAGAUGGAGCCGGCGACGAUGGCGUGGACGCUGGCGGCGGCGGGGUUCGCGCUGGUGUACUGGUUCGUGUGGGUGAUGGGCGCCGCGGAGGUGCAGGGCAAGCGCGCCGUGGACCUCCAGAUGGGAUCCAUCGCCGACGACAAGGUCGGAGACAGGUACUCCCAGUACUGGUCCUUCUUCCGCAGCCCCAAGGAGACGGCCGCCGCGGCCACUGCCGACAAGGUUCCGGCGUUCGUCGACACCUUCUACAACCUCGUCACCGACAUCUACGAGUGGGGCUGGGGCCAGUCGUUCCACUUCUCCCCCUCCCUCCCCGGGAGGUCGCACCGGGAGGCCACGCGGGUGCACGAGGAGCGCGUGGCCGACCUGCUCGAGGCACGGCCAGGGAAGCGGCUGCUUGACGUCGGGUGCGGCGUCGGCGGGCCCAUGCGCGCCAUCGCGGCGCACUCCGGCGCCGACGUGGUCGGGAUCACCAUCAACGAGUACCAGGUGAACCGCGCCCGCGCGCACAACCGCAAGGCCGGCCUCGACGCGCCUCGCUGCGAGGUGGUCUGCGGCAACUUCAUGGCCAUGCCGUUCCCGGACGCGUCCUUCGACGGCGCUUACUCCAUCGAGGCCACCUGCCACGCGCCCAGGCUGCAGGACGUCUACGGCGAGGUGUUCCGCGUGCUCAAGCCGGGGGGACUCUACGCCUCCUACGAGUGGGUCACCACGCCGCUGUACCGCGCCGACGACCCGAGCCAUGUCGAGGCCAUCCACGGCAUCGAGCGCGGCGACGCGCUCCCGGGCCUGCGCCGGCAGGACGAGAUCGCGGCCAUCGCUAGGGAGGUCGGCUUCGACGUGCUCCAGGAGCUGGACCUGGCGCUGCCGCCGGCGCUCCCCUGGUGGACGCGGCUCAAGAUGGGGCGCCUCUCCUACUGGCGCAACUCGCUGGUGAUCCGGGCGCUCACCCUGCUGCGCGUGGCUCCCAAGGGCGUCUCCGAGGUGCACGAGAUGCUGUACGAGACGGCGCAGCACCUCACCCGCGGUGGCGAGACCGGCAUCUUCACCCCCAUGCACAUGGUGCUGCUCCGCAAGCCGGAGUCGACCCCAGCCGCCGCUGGAGCGGAGACCAAAUAGACAGCCGAGCGACACAUUAUGCAGCAGCAAGUCCUUGGUAGUAGCUAGGAGCAAAAUCAGAUGACGAAACGCAUGGUUUGAUCGAUUCUUCGUGUUCUUUGAUCAGUAGCGGCUGGAUCACCACAAAUUCCCCAUUGUUUUCCCCUUUUUAAUGUGUGAAUUGAUUAUUAUUCGAUAUGUUCAUCCUGUCAUGUGUCGUGUAACAUGAAGCGAAGCAUCUCACCGCCUA